Messenger RNA from Poeciliopsis prolifica (blackstripe livebearer), 1734 nucleotides. RefSeq names its product SIN3-HDAC complex associated factor, like (gene sinhcafl). Lineage: Eukaryota; Metazoa; Chordata; Actinopteri; Cyprinodontiformes; Poeciliidae. Gene Ontology annotation, biological process: negative regulation of cell migration. Bases 156 to 821 code for a protein of 221 amino acids. The record is from RefSeq and is a predicted model, not a curated record. The transcript is spliced from 6 exons.
UUUCAUUCCAGCUUUUUAUGUAAAACACAUUCUAAUGACCAGCUGUAUGCAGCAAUAGUAUGAGCAUGCGCAGUACGUGAAAAGAGGACGGCGAAGAUUCAAAGUUUUUGUUCAGACUUUUCUUUCCUCGACUUGCACCGACCAGCAAAUUGAGGAUGUUUGGCUUUCACAAGUCAAAAAUCUACCGGAGUAAUGAUGGCUGUUGCAUCUGUAAGACCAAGUCCUCUAGUUCACGCUUCACGGACAGCAGCAGAUAUGAAGAGACCUUCAGGAUGUGCUUUGGACUCUCAGAAGAUCGCGUUGGAGACAUUUGUAAUGCGUGUGUUCUGCUGGUGAAGAGAUGGAAGAAGCUGCCUCAUGGCUCCAAGAAGAACUGGAAUCAUGUGGUUGAUGCUAGAGCCGGCCCAGGUUUUAAGGUGACAAAGCCCAAGAAGAUCAAGAACAGUGAUGGGAAGAAGAAGAGCAAACUAAAGAAGCUUCAUAAGUUUAAGAGGCAAACAGACUCAGAUGCUCAUAGCACAACGUCCAGCAUGUCUCCUGCCCAAUCUCCCAGUUACAGCAACCAGUCAGAUGACGGUUCUGACAUUGAGUCCAAACAAAGACGCUCAUCUCCUUCCAUCUUCUCCUUCCUGGAUCGUUCUUAUUGGAAGAGGCAAAAGGUGUGCUGUGGAAUUAUUUACAAAGGUCGGUUUGGAGAAGUGAUUAUCGAUCCCCGACUUUUCAAGCCUUGCUGCAGCUCAAAAAAACAGAAGACACUGACGCCCACUCAGGUGCCCACACUCCAACCACAACUCCCAGAAGAUUUGAAAGAAACCUGGUGAAUGGUUUUCAUUCAAUCUCCCUUUUUCCUAUAUGGGGCUAUCCAUGGCAUCCACCUGGAUUUGUCUCCAGUGGCAGACCUCAUUUUCAUUCCCCGUUAGAUCAGUUAAUGUUCGUCCUUGUAAUAAUCAUUUUUAUAUGGGUAUUUUUUAAAAAUCUUUUGUAUAGAGUUGAGCUCUUUGUUUUAACCGAAAAAAUAAAAUAAAAAAAAAACUUUUGGGCAUUAGUGUUAUUUAUAGGAUAAGGAUUACAUUUUCUUGAGUUAAAUUUUUGGUCCUAGAUUGCGUUUGGUUAUUUUUGUACUGAAUGAUCAAUUUUUGUAAAUAAUUUUUGUUUUUAUUUCAUAUCAGGACUGCUUUAUUUUUUUAUAACUUGUAAUACUGUAAUUGUGUGUAUGAAAGGCACCAGCUAUUUCCAAUACCAGCGUCAUGUGUUGAAGGGGAACCUUCAGCAUUUUUGCUGCAAUGUUUUGUCAUCUUUUAGCUUUAUUUGUUUCUUCUAGUGCACAUCUUGCUUUUGAUAACACACAAGGAUCAAUAGCAAAUCUGUUCUGUAAAAAUGUAAUUUCUUUAAAUGUGUACAGAUUAGACACAUUAGACAUAAACAGCUUUAGCCGCCAGUUUGAAACACUCAAUUUUAAUUUGCUCAGCAGUUUGUGCACAUUAGACCAUGCUUGCAGUAUGUCCCUCUGCUUGUUGGAUUGACAGUUUUUAUUUAUUUCUUUUGUACAGUCUCCAAUGAAAUUACAUUGCAUGUUGUAAAGCAAAUUGUUUUUUCAAUGAAUUUUGUAAAUACAGCAUUUUUGGCUCGUGAGUUUUCCAAAAAAAAAAAAAAAAAAAAUUGCAUGAAACAGCAAACCACUACAUCUGAAAGGUGCUGAAGGCAUGUAUUUCUUCUUUUUUUUUUUUUUUUCUU